GUCAAGGGACGGGAAGAAGCCGAGAGAAGAAGGCAGCGGGUGAGGCGGAGGGAGGCCGGAGAGGGGAGUCUGUCCCUCGGCUGGAUCUGGUCGAAGAAGCGGCGGAGAAGAGCAGAAACAAAAUGAGUGUGAAGUCAGAACGCCGAGGGAUCCAUGUUGAUCAGUCAGAACUGCUUUGCAAGAAAGGAUGCGGUUACUAUGGUAACGUAGCUUGGCAGGGCUACUGCUCCAAGUGCUGGAGAGAAGAGUACCAAAAAGCCAGGCAGAAGCAAAUCCAGGAAGACUGGGAGCUUGCUGAGAGACUACAGCGUGAGGAAGAAGAGGCCUAUGCUAAUACUCAGCACACUCAUGGGGCUCAGUCACUUACUUUCACAAAAUUUGAGGAAAAAAAAACAAGUGAGAAACUGCGGAAGGUGGCAACGGUGAAGAAAUUCUUUGGAGCAUCUUCGCGUCCUGGAACUAAGAAGGAAGUUCCAGAAGCCAAGGCGCCUAGUCCUUCUAUCAGUAGGCAGGUCAGCAUUGAAACUGACAGAGUGUCCAAGGACUUCAUUGAAUUUCUUAAGACCUACAAUAAGGCUGGCCAGGAGGUCUACAAGCAAUGCAAACUAUUCCUGGACACGAUGCAUCGUAAGCGGGAGUUGAGUAUUGAGGAACAGUCUGAAUAUGCUCAGAGCCUCUAUCAGAACGUGGCAGAUAAGCUACAGACUCGCUGGAAAGCGCCUCCAGAAAAAGUGGAAAAAGUGACGGAUCAAGUGGAGAAAUACAUAAUGACCCGCUUGUAUAAAUACGUUUUCUGCCCAGAAACUACGGAGGAUGAGAAGAAAGAUUUGGCUGUCCAGAGAAGAAUCAGAGCUUUGCACUGGGUUACUCCACAAAUGCUUUGUGUUCCUGUCAAUGAAGAAAUCCCUGAAGUCUCGGAUGUAGUUGUGAAAGCUAUCACGGACAUCAUUGAAAUGGACUCGAAGCGUGUCCCCCGGGACAAGUUGACCUGCAUCACUAGCUGCAGCAAGCACAUCUUUAAUGCCAUCAGGACCACAAAGGCUGAACCAGCUUCAGCUGAUGACUUUUUGCCCACUCUCAUCUACAUUGUCCUGAAGGGCAACCCACCCCGCCUGCAGUCUAACAUUCAGUACAUUACUCGAUUCUGCAAUCCUAGCAGGCUGAUGACCGGGGAGGAUGGAUAUUACUUUACAAACCUGUGUUGUGCUGUUGCCUUCAUAGAAAAGUUGGAUGCUCAGUCCUUAAAUCUGAGCCAGGAAGACUUUGACCGCUAUAUGUCUGGCCAGACCUCUCCAAAGAAAGAAGAACCUGAGAACUGGCCAGCCAACGUAUGUGUGGGGAUGCGCCAAAUGUACAGGAAUCUUGGUCUCCUCUCACAACUGAACGAGAGACAGGAGAGGAUUGUCAGUGAGGCCAAAAAGCUUGAGAGGGACCUUAUUGAUUGGACUGAUGGGAUCACCAAGGAAGUCCAGGAGAUUGUGGAGAAGUACCCUUUGGAGAUUAAAGCCUCAAACCCAGCCUUGGCGGCCAUUGACUCUGAAAAUGUUGAAAAUGACAAACUACCCCCUCCACUUCAACCUCAGGUUUACGCUGGAUGAGAAUGGCAUCAAGACUCAGAUAUUCCUUCCUUC
This is a messenger RNA of Protobothrops mucrosquamatus (brown spotted pit viper), 1631 nucleotides long. RefSeq names its product RAB guanine nucleotide exchange factor 1 (gene RABGEF1). Gene Ontology annotation, biological process: vesicle-mediated transport. The coding region runs from base 123 to 1598 and encodes 491 amino acids. Gene Ontology annotation, cellular component: cytosol; endocytic vesicle. The transcript is spliced from 9 exons. The record is from RefSeq and is a predicted model, not a curated record. Gene Ontology annotation, molecular function: small GTPase binding; DNA binding; guanyl-nucleotide exchange factor activity. NCBI's taxonomy places the organism in Eukaryota, Metazoa, Chordata, Lepidosauria, Squamata, Viperidae.